AUGGAUAUUUCUGAAGCGGAAAUACCUCCGAGAAGGGAUGCCAUAGGUAGUCUACACGGUUUCUGUGAAGGAUAUGCCUACGAGACAAUUUUGCCCUACUCCCAGGAUGUAUUUACACACAAGCCGCAAACAGAGACUUUAAACGGCAGGUCAACUCCCCUGAGCCAGGACCGUUGGGCGCCCCCUAUUAAACACCAACGGACAAUCAGUGCCCAGAUCCACAGGUCCGCUUCACCCGAACAAUACUACUGGGCGGGUAUUCACGAGACAGCGUUACAAGGACAAGGCUCACAAGCUACAGACCAGGCAGAUGCUAUAAUUAGGGUUGCCCAAAGACAUGUUCCCGAGUUCUCAGAGCUUCUUCAGAACAGCCCUCUUCAAAAAAGCCGAGACUCCUCGCCGGCUUAUAAAGACAUCCAAGAAGCUACACAUCUAGAUCCCGAAGAGGCGCCAAAGACCCCAGUCACCAGAACAGCGAAGCCUGAUGAUUUCAAAGUUUUAAAUGACAUUUCUGAGGUAGACGAUUUGAUGUUCUGUGAAGUGGCCAACCUUAUUGAAGCGGCCAAUUCUGGUGGGGCAACAGCCUCUUGUGAAAUAGACCAAGCCGUGCUUUUCAAGGCUUUUACACAGGGUUUAAAAUCACGAAAGGCUUUACUUCAACGUCGUAUGGGUAUUCUAUUCGAACAUCAAUACAAUCAGGAUGUGUCAUUCUGGCGUAGAGAGCUUCCCCGCAUGUUAAACAACAGUAGGGUUAAAACAAGCAAAUACCUCCGUUAAAAAACACAUAUGUAAAAAAAAAAAACACAAGCACACACAUCCUUAAGUAGAGAAAUGGCGCCCCCUAUAGACCUAAGCGAGACAAUUGAAACCCUCUUAGCGGAAAUCCCUACAGAGCUCCAAGAUAUAAUUAACCAUAUGAAUGAUUCUGGGCUAAUUGACAUAGGGGCUAUAGAUGAAAACCUAUUAUCCCAGAUUCCCUCCGAACUCAUUGAAAUUAUUACACGUAUGAAUGAGUCAGGGUCUGCAGAUGAAAACAGGUUAUCACAGAUACCCGAAUCAAUCAUAUCUUUAAUUACCCAGAUGAACGAGAGCCCAAGGUUUAAUUCUGCACCCCCUACACCUCUAAGCCAUCCUUUAACACCCUUGUUCGAAGAGGAAACCCAAUACGAUGUUUUUGAACAGCUGAACAAAUGUCUAUCAAAUCUGGAGCGGGAAGGU
Messenger RNA from Salvelinus namaycush (lake trout), 1218 nucleotides. RefSeq lists its product as uncharacterized. NCBI's taxonomy places the organism in Eukaryota, Metazoa, Chordata, Actinopteri, Salmoniformes, Salmonidae. The transcript is spliced from 4 exons. The record is from RefSeq and is a predicted model, not a curated record. The coding region runs from base 1 to 777 and encodes 258 amino acids.